AGCUGUGUGGGUCUUCCAGGGAUGCCAUGAAAAUCACAGGAGCGGAGUAACUCGGGAGAGAGAGACCGCCGCUCCUCGCUACAAUCACAGACACGCCAGGGGCGCUGGUGGCGGCAGAGAGAGCGAGAGAUGGAUCCAGCUGGAAACAUCCGCUCUUUUAGGUAGCGCUUACGAAGAUCCAGGGAGAGCUGCUGACCCGUCUCUGUCGCGCAGUUUGUAGCCGCCGCCGCCGCCGCGGCCGGGGAGCUGUCUCAAAGGAUGGAUUUCAGCCUGCUCCGGAACAUCAUCAGCAGAUACUGUGCAGGGGAGGAGAACUGGGUGGACAGCCGGACGGUGUAUAUCGGCCAUAAAGAACCCCCUCCGGGAGCUGAGGCCUACAUCCCUCAGCGUUAUCCCGACAACCGCAUCGUCUCCUCUAAGUACACCUUCUGGAACUUCAUCCCCAAGAACCUGUUUGAGCAAUUCAGAAGAAUCGCUAACUUCUACUUCUUGGUCAUAUUUUUGGUCCAGCUUAUCAUCGACACCCCCACCAGCCCAGUCACCAGCGGCCUGCCCCUCUUCUUUGUUAUCACCGUCACCGCCAUAAAACAGGGCUAUGAAGAUUGGCUCAGACACAAAGCUGACUGCUCCCUAAACGAGUGUCCGGUGGACGUGGUGCAGCAGGAGAAGGUGGUGAGGACGCAGAGUCACAAACUACGGGUGGGCGACAUCGUCAUGGUGAGAGAGGACGAGACUUUCCCCUGUGAUCUCAUCUUUCUCUCAUCCAGCCGGGACGACGGCACCUGCUACGUCACCACCACCAGCCUCGACGGGGAGUCAAGUCACAAGACCUAUUACGCUGUACCAGAUACCAUGGCCUUUAAAACGGAGCAGGAGGUGGAUUCAUUACAUGCCACUAUUGAAUGUGAACAACCGCAGCCUGACCUCUACAAAUUUGUGGGACGCAUCAACAUUUACAAGGACAAAGAGGAGCCUGUGUCCAGAACACUAGGAGCUGAGAAUUUACUUCUUAGAGGAGCCACACUGAAGAACACACAACAUAUUUAUGCUGUUGCAGUCUACACUGGCAUGGAGACCAAGAUGGCGCUUAAUUACCAGUCUAAAUCUCAGAAGCGCUCUGCUGUUGAGAAGUCGAUGAACGCCUUCCUCAUCGUGUACUUGUUCAUCUUGAUCAGUAAAGCUGUGAUCAACACUGUCCUGAAGUACGCCUGGCAGUGGUCACCGGACCGGGACGAACCCUGGUACAACCACAGGACUGAAAACGAGCGCCAGCGCCACGUGGUCAUCCGAGCCUUUACGGACUUCCUGGCCUUCAUGGUCCUGUUUAACUACAUCAUCCCAGUGUCCAUGUACGUCACUGUAGAGAUGCAGAAGUUUCUUGGGUCGUAUUUCAUCACGUGGGAUGAGGAGAUGUUUGAUGAGGAGCUGGGGCAGGGAGCCCAGGUGAACACCUCCGACCUGAACGAAGAGCUGGGACAGGUGGAGUACGUGUUUACCGAUAAGACCGGUACUCUGACCGAGAACAACAUGGAGUUUAUUGAAUGCUGUGUGGAUGGCAAUGUCUACAUCCCACAUGCCAUCUGCAACGGCCAGAUCCUCAGUGCUGCCUCCAGCAUAGACAUGAUCGACUCCUCACCUGGGGGGUACAGGAGAGAGUACGAGGAUCUGUUUUUCCGGGCGCUGUGUCUCUGCCACACGGUGCAGGUGAAGGAGGAGGAGACUGUGGACGGCAUCAAAAGGGGCAUCCAUCAGGGCAGGCCCACUUCCUUUUACAUUUCCUCGUCUCCGGAUGAAGUAGCUUUGGUGGAAGGAAUGAAAAGGCUGGGUUACACCUAUCUGCGACUCAAGGACAACUACAUGGAGAUCCUCAACAAAGACGACGAGAUCGAAAGGUUUGAACUGCUCCAUGUGCUGAACUUCGACUCUGUCAGGAGGAGGAUGAGCGUCAUAGUGAAGUCCAUCUCAGGAGAGUACCUGAUGUUCUGUAAAGGUGCAGACUCAUCUAUUUUUCCUCGAGUAGUGUCUGGAAAGGUGGAGCAAGUCAAAGCCCACGUGGAGCAGAACGCUGUGGAGGGGCUGCGGACGCUGUGCGUCGCCUACCGAAGGCUGUCGGAGUCGGAGUACCAGGAAGCGUGUCAUUACCUGACCGAAGCCAAGCUGGCCCUGCAGGACAGGGAGCAGAGGCUGGCUCAGGCCUACGACGUCAUCGAGAGGGAUUUUGUCCUCCUGGGUGCUACAGCGGUGGAGGACAGGCUGCAGGAGAAAGCCGCGGACACCAUCGAGUCGCUGCACAAGGCCGGCAUCAAAGUCUGGGUCCUCACGGGGGACAAGAUGGAGACGGCCGCCGCCACGUGUUACGCCAGCAAGCUUUUCCGUCGCAGCACCCAGAUUCUGGAGCUGACCAAGAAGCGCACCAAAGAGCAGAGCCUGCACGACGUUCUGUUUGAGCUGAACAGGACCGUUCUCAGGCAGCGCUCCAUAUCCGGGUUGUCAGUGGACUGCCUCGACUUUGGCCUGAUUAUCGACGGGGCGACUCUUUCUGCAGUACUAAAGCCCAGCCAAGAGGUGUCUGGCCAUGGGAACUACAGAGAGAUCUUUCUUGAAAUCUGUCGCAACUGUAGCGCUGUUCUCUGCUGUCGCAUGGCACCGCUGCAGAAAGCCCAGAUUGUGAAGCUAAUAAAAUCCUCGAAGGAACAUCCUAUAACCCUCGCUGUUGGCGACGGAGCCAACGACGUCAGCAUGAUCUUAGAAGCACAUGUUGGCAUUGGCAUCAUGGGUAAAGAAGGCCGACAGGCAGCCAGAAACAGCGAUUAUGCCAUCCCAAAAUUUAAACACCUGAAGAAGAUGCUUCUGGUCCACGGCCACUACUACUACAUCCGAAUCGCUGAGCUCGUUCAGUACUUCUUUUACAAGAAUGUGUGCUUCAUCUUCCCUCAGUUCCUGUAUCAGUUCUUCUGUGGCUUCUCGCAGCAGCCUCUGUACGACACGGCGUAUUUAACGCUGUACAACAUCAGCUUCACCUCCCUCCCCAUCCUCCUGUACAGCCUGGUCGAGCAGCACGUGACCAUCGACACGCUGAAGAGGGAGCCCUCUCUGUACAGGGACAUCGCGAAGAACUCCCUCCUCCGUUGGCCCGUCUUCCUGUACUGGACGUGCCUGGGUGUGUUCGACGCGGUCAUCUUCUUCUUCGGUGCCUACUUCCUGUUCGACAACACCACCUUCACCAGCAACGGCCAGCUUAUGACCACCAACACACAGAUGAUGUUCGGAAACUGGACGUUUGGGACUCUCAUCUUUACUGUCCUGGUUUUCACCGUGACCCUCAAGCUUGCCUUGGACACGUGUCACUGGACUUGGAUCAACCACUUCGUAAUCUGGGGCUCGCUGCUUUUCUACGUCAUUUUCUCUCUUCUCUGGGGCGGCAUCAUUUGGCCCUUCCUGAACUACCAGAGGAUGUACUACGUGUUUAUGCAGAUGUUGUCCAGUGGCCCAGCGUGGCUCAGCAUCAUCCUCCUCAUUACCGUCAGCCUGCUGCCGGAUGUCAUCAAGAAAGUCCUCUGCAGGGCUAUUUGUCCAACAGCUACUGAGCGAGCACAGGUCAGCGAGAAGCUGCUGUCCGGCAGCGCGGCCGAGCUGACCCCUCUGUCCUUUCGUCGAUCCUACAAAGGCAGGAGCACAGACUCCACCCUCCUCCACCUCGGUGCUGCAGAAACGCUGUCCCUCCGCAGCUCCAGUCCUCUUCCGCAGAAACUCCUGGCUCACCUGGCGGAGGGAGGGGGGUCCGACCUGACCUGUCUCAGCCCAUAUAUGCUUCGUCUGUCAGGGGCGGGGUUUGCCUACUACGCUCCUGGACCGGAGACGCCUGUGUGAAAACAAAAAAAACAACAGAAACAUCACAAGAUGUCGUUAAGCUCUCCAUUGCAAGAGUCAAGAAUUUAUUGAGCAUCCCUCGAAAUCAUGGACUCUCCAUGUUCAUCAUGUGCAUUUUCUGGGGUCCACCUGAGUGGACCACCGUUGUCUUUGCAGUGCCCGGACUC
Messenger RNA from Poecilia latipinna (sailfin molly), 4037 nucleotides. Its product is annotated as probable phospholipid-transporting ATPase IH. Lineage: Eukaryota; Metazoa; Chordata; Actinopteri; Cyprinodontiformes; Poeciliidae. The coding region runs from base 259 to 3870 and encodes 1203 amino acids. The record is from RefSeq and is a predicted model, not a curated record. Gene Ontology annotation, cellular component: recycling endosome; endoplasmic reticulum; plasma membrane. Gene Ontology annotation, molecular function: magnesium ion binding; ATP binding; ATP hydrolysis activity. Gene Ontology annotation, biological process: phospholipid translocation. The transcript is spliced from 30 exons.